Messenger RNA from Ascochyta rabiei, 732 nucleotides. RefSeq lists its product as uncharacterized. Lineage: Eukaryota; Fungi; Ascomycota; Dothideomycetes; Pleosporales; Didymellaceae. The transcript has 3 exons. The record is from RefSeq and is a predicted model, not a curated record. Bases 1 to 732 code for a protein of 243 amino acids.
AUGUCGGGCAUAAUAUGUGCUUGGGCGGCGAACAUGUCGCAAUCCUCGACGCAGUGGUACGAAGACGAGUAUAUACCCUCCACGACUUCAAAGCUUGCACAGCACGCACUGCAUUGUGAGCUUGUAGGGACGGGCCUUGGUGCUGAAGUUGACGGUAUCGGUACCCAAGAAGCUCCCUGGAAAUGGCUCACUCUGUACGAGGUGGAUGAUGCGAAUAAGGCAACCGCCGCAACGUAUGACGAGAGCAAUCGUCCCGCAAUGGCUGGUGGGCUAGAGCACGCAAGACUCGAUGUCAGGACGUACGAGGAAUUGAAGAGGUGGCAAGCUGAUGAUUGGGAAGGCGAAUAUGCAGAUAUAGCAAGUGUAGCUGUGAUGGAGUGGCAAGUUGAGGAGGGCAGAGAGAAGGAAGUCCUCGAUUUCUACAAGGCUGAGGCUGCGCCGACAAUUGCAAGCUCGCCUGAAGUUCUGCGAUUUCGUAUGUUCAAGAUUCAGAACGCGACAGUGUUUAAAGCUGGCUUAUACGAGACGCUGGGAAAGGAAACCACACACACUUAUCUUACAGUCGCAGAGCUAGAGCGCGAGGAGUGGCCGUGGGAUGUGGUUGUAGUCUUGGGUGAAAACCCGAAGUGGAGAGAAUAUUUCGACAGCCAAAAGGCCGUGAAGUGGCAAAGUAGCCACUAUCUCGUGAAGAGAAGCUACCCCGAUCCCGAUGAAGAUGGCAAGGAUAUCUAG